AUGGAUGCCCGUGGUGAGGAAGCACGACAUGAUCGUGGCAUGCGAGAUCGCGUGUUCCGGUGGGCAGGGCGCAAAGUAAACCAAUUCUUGGAAAGUGACAGUACACCGACUCCGUUAUCGACACCUGGUCACCACAAUGAAUCAAGCCAACAGGGCUCAAGUCAUGGUCAAGAUCCAAUUCAACCUCAGCAGUCCGACCCUCGGCGUCUACUUUUCAAGGCUUCACCUCUACCAGUGCUGGGCACAACUACAAACGCCUCUCGUGCCGCUUACAGUCCCAGGAAGCCUUACCCACCCAAUAUCACUGUCUCUUGUGUCGACUUCCUAGGCGAAGUACACAGCGCUACCACCUACGUCAAACGCGACCUCGGCUUUCAAGGCCAGAUUGGCUCGUUUGUUCUUCUGUCGUACGGCGACACAAUGUACUCCGACGCAAAUUACUCGGACAAGUGGCGCGGCAUGACAAGCGAUUCAGUCGCCUUGGCCACUCAUGACCCUCUUGUCGUCGUCGAUCCCGUGCUCAACCAGCACGGCUACCCUCCACAAUUCUGCCCCAUCAUCGAUUCAUUCGGCGAAGAUGCCUCGGAGUGCGCUUUAGGCAUAACCAACGUCGUCCAGACCACAUCGGCCGACGACGGCGUCCUGUUCUUUCUCCUGAAUCAUCGGCCCGAUGGGAAAAACAAUCUCGUCGGCGCAGGUGUGGCAAGCGUCCACCUCGACACAUCCAGAUACCCGCCCGCCCCUCACAUCCGGCGCCUAGCGAGGUUCUGGUGGGACGCAUCACAGGAGCCAUGGUACGGUGACAUAUGCGCACUUCGGCAUGACGGGUACGUCUACGCGUAUGGCCACGGCGGACACGCCGACCAGAAUCCCUGGGUCUAUGUCGCGCGCGCAAGGCUCGAAGAGGCAACCAACCUGGACUGUUACGAGUAUUGGAACGGAGAGAGCUGGCAGCGGGAGCGACUCAAGACGAAGGAUCUCAGCGAGAAGGAGAGCGUCUUUUGGCAGAUCAACCAGGGCCAAGUCGUUUGGAACGAGUACCUAGGUUGUUUUAUCUUUGUGUACUGCGACAACUGGAUGAACUCGAAGGUGUUGAUGAAGACCGCCCAAAACCCCGAGGGACCCUGGAGCGAGGCUGUCGAACUCUACCAGGCGACGCCGGUGAGUGACGGUGGUGCCAUAUACGCGGCUAUUCCGCACGAUUACUACGAUCGAGAUGGGCCAACGUUGGUGGUUACAUUUACGAAUCACCCAAACACGAUACAGGCGGUGAAGGUCACGUUUGGAUGA
Messenger RNA from Exophiala spinifera, 1290 nucleotides. RefSeq lists its product as uncharacterized. Bases 1 to 1290 code for a protein of 429 amino acids. The transcript is spliced from 2 exons. The record is from RefSeq and is a predicted model, not a curated record. NCBI's taxonomy places the organism in Eukaryota, Fungi, Ascomycota, Eurotiomycetes, Chaetothyriales, Herpotrichiellaceae.